Molecule: messenger RNA, 828 nt
Organism: Limulus polyphemus (Atlantic horseshoe crab)
Lineage: Eukaryota; Metazoa; Arthropoda; Merostomata; Xiphosura; Limulidae
Product: phosphorylated CTD-interacting factor 1-like
Exons: 5
Coding region: 82-828 (248 amino acids)
Cellular component (GO): nucleus
Molecular function (GO): RNA polymerase II C-terminal domain binding; mRNA (2'-O-methyladenosine-N6-)-methyltransferase activity
Source: RefSeq, a predicted model, not a curated record
GUCGUUUUGGGUUAGGUGUUACAAUUUUUGUGUUUAAAAUCAUGAUGGCUCCAGAGAUGAAAUAAGUACUAAGUUUUGACAAUGGCAGAAGCGCCUUUAGCUCAGUAUAUUUCCUUGGAGGAAGGUAUUUCUCAUAAGCCUUCCAAUCAAGUGAUGGAGAAAGAGCAUGGUCAGGAAAUAUUAAGCUGGAAUGGUAAAUCUUCAGAACAUUCACUUGUUACAGGUGUAAAACAACCAACCAGCCAUGAUUUACCACCAACUAGUGAGUUUCAUGUUGAGGCUAAUUUGUCUCAACCAUUGCCUCAAGUAGCGACACCAUUUAUGUCUCCACCACAACUUGGUUCCCCUGAUCCUGUACACGACUUGCCCCAGGAGCUCCUGGAUGCUGGCUGGAGACGUUUCUGGAGUAGAAGAGAAGGACGGCCGUAUUUCUUCAAUAAAUUAACAAACGAAUCAUUGUGGGAAAUGCCACGACUCGGGAAUUCAACUCAAUUUGAUCCUGUCACUGAUCCACUGGGGAUUCAAAUUCAGACUCCAACAACACCCCAAACUCCAAUAUUCCCACCAAACCAAGCUCUUCCAGUGCUUCAGAAAGCCGGAGAAAAACGUCGUGCAUCAUUGGUGGAUGACAUGACUGUUCCAAGCAAGCGGUUUAUUCUAAUUGGACCCUGGGAUCUAGAAGUUGCCACUAAUGUAAUCUCAUGGGAAAGGACGCCAUCUCUCCUUCCACCCCCUCAUCCAGAAGUGGAGCAGUUCAGAGCAUCUUUAGUUGGAAAACUCCGUCAGCAGUAUCAAGAGAUGUGUCAUUCUCGAGAAGGUACGUGUUGA